AUGGCUCCUAUAACUUUGGCUGGUUCGGCGGACUCGAAGAACAAAUUCGAGGACUUAUCCGGUAUUGAUACUGCGAAAUAUGCCAAUCCCUAUGAUGCUUUGAUCGAAGCAUGUCACGAUGAUCCGGUAUUUAGUUUUCACUGUUGA
Sclerotinia sclerotiorum 1980 UF-70 is the source of this 147-nucleotide messenger RNA. RefSeq lists its product with no specific name. The record is from RefSeq and is a predicted model, not a curated record. The transcript has a single exon. NCBI's taxonomy places the organism in Eukaryota, Fungi, Ascomycota, Leotiomycetes, Helotiales, Sclerotiniaceae. Bases 1 to 147 code for a protein of 48 amino acids.